AUGAGGACGUACACAUCGCAACCUAUCGACAUACCGCGAGACCUGAAUCUCACGGAGCUGCUUCAUACCACGGCUACACCGUUGCCAGAAUCUCAUGUUAUCGCUGCAGAUAGCCUCACGAAUAGGAGCAUCACGCUUGGAGAACUACGCGAUCGUUCCGGGAGGAUUGCAAAGGGGCUCGCGGAUGCCUUGAGCCCGGCGGAUCAAUCACGUUGGGCCAUCGUACUCCCCAACAGCGUGGAAUUCCUCGAAAUAUUUCACGCUAUUCUGUGGACCGGAGGGGUUGUGAGUCCGAUCAACCAUGCGCUUAAAUCAUCGGAGAUCGGACACGGCCUUGCGAUAUCGAGACCGCAUUACAUCGUGGCGUAUGGUGCAAUGAUAUCUGCAAUUCACGAGGCCGUGGAGGUUGCUGCUGAGGAGCUAUCAGCGCAAGGAGUAACGUGGGGGAAACCGACGAUAUUGACGAUCUUGAAGCCGCUUCCUGGCCUGAGACACAUCCCGGAGGACUUCAUGGCUUCUACACGGCUUACAGUCCCUCACUGGCCGGAUACCUCGAAGCGGCUGGCGUCGAUACACCUCUCCUCCGGCACAACCGGAAAGCCUAAGGGAGUCGAGCUCACACACCACAACUUCGUUUCCAACGUAUUUCAACUCGCGGCACUGGACCGGAAACGACAAAUGUUCAACACUGCAUCGCGAACCGUCGCCUUCACGCCUUGGGCCCACAUCGCCAUGACGACGAUGCCCCUAUUUCUCGGCCCCUACACGGGCAUGUUCCACCACGCGAUGCCCCAGUACAACAUCGACAGGUUUGGGGAGCUCGUUGGUUCGACCCAAGCCACUUCGUUCCAGGGUGUACCGAGUGUCGUUUUGGCCCUCGCCAACUCGGACGUGACGGAGAAGCAUGAUUUCUCAAAGGCACAAGUCAUCAACAUCGGAGGUGCCCCUUUGAAGCCAGACCAAAUCAAGAGACUUCUGAGUAGGGCACCAUGGAGGCUUGUGCAGGCCUACGGCAUGACCGAGGCCGCAGGCUAUGUUGCGUAUCAAGAAUUCGACGAGGUCAUUCCCGAUGGCUCGACAGGUAGGCUAUUGCCCGGGAUUGAGGCUGCGCUGAAGAAAGAGGGAACUGCAGAUGAUGCAGCUUUAGGUGGUCCAGGGGAGUUAUGGCUUCGAGGUCCUAACAUCACAAGAGGCUAUGCCUUCAACCGAAAGGCGAAUGCGGAAGCCUUUCCUCAGGAGGGGUGGUACAAUACUGGCGACGUGUGCCGUUUUGAUGACCAGGGCAGACUGUUCAUCGUAGGUCGCACGAAAGACCUGAUCAAGUAUAAGGGCUUUCAGGUCAGUCCCUCCGAGCUUGAACAAAUCAUCAACUCCCACCCCCUUGUCAGAGAGUCAGGAGUGGGCGCGUUGUGGGAUGAGAGUCAGCUCACGGAAGUACCGACCGCGUGGGUUGUGCUCAAAGAUGGUGACAUGAUGAGAAAAGAAGAAACACGAAGAAGACUGAAGGAUAUUCAGAGGGUUGUAGACGGUCAAGUAAGCGGAUACAAGAAGUUGAGAGGUGGUGUCUGGGCAGUGGAACGGCUGCCCAGGAAUCCGACAGGCAAGAUACUGAGGAGGGAGUUGAUUCGAAUGACUGAUGGUAUUUGCUCGCUGGAAGAUGGCACAAGAUUCACUGCCAAGCUUUGA
Molecule: messenger RNA, 1686 nt
Organism: Colletotrichum karsti
Lineage: Eukaryota; Fungi; Ascomycota; Sordariomycetes; Glomerellales; Glomerellaceae
Product: AMP-binding enzyme
Exons: 1
Coding region: 1-1686 (561 amino acids)
Biological process (GO): secondary metabolic process
Molecular function (GO): CoA-ligase activity
Source: RefSeq, a predicted model, not a curated record